Molecule: messenger RNA, 435 nt
Organism: Talaromyces stipitatus ATCC 10500
Lineage: Eukaryota; Fungi; Ascomycota; Eurotiomycetes; Eurotiales; Trichocomaceae
Exons: 2
Coding region: 1-435 (144 amino acids)
Source: RefSeq, a predicted model, not a curated record
AUGUUUCGACGAAACUCUAGUAAGGAGCUCAGCGACCGAAUCCACUAUUUGGCUCAGGAAAAUUACUUUUGUGCAAUCUGCAAUAACGUAAUAUCUAUACCAUACCAAGAGACUGUCGCAGCGCUGCUGAGGUUUAGUCUUUUGUUGGUUGGAUCAAAGGAUAGUCCUACGAGGAGUAUAGCUCGUGAAGGACCGUUGACAUUGAAAGAUCUUGAACAAUAUGUUCACUGUCUUCAAGAGAUUUGGAUUGAGUUUACGCCUCAAAAUAUGGGUGAGGAAGCGGAAGGGUACCCUUGGGAUAGGAUGGAUAGGCUUCACGAGGAAGUUCAGUCUUCUGGUCUGAAAGUGAGUAGGGAUGAAUGGAAGGAGGAAAUAGAGCGGCAGAGAGAAUGGAGGAUACAAAAGGAAAUGAAAAGGAAAAAAAUACGUGGGUAG